UCUCGCCGUAGUCACGUGACAAGACCCGGUAGUGAAGUGGACACGCUGCUGUGUGAGGUGGAUCUCAGCUUGUUUAGCAGGUCCGGGGAAGUUUGGACCGGUUCAGCUCUGGUUCUGCUUUUGUGUCUGGCACAUGCUGGUCUGUGUAUGUCGAUGACGUCAUGUCGGUGGUCGGCUCAGUACCUGGACAGUUUGAUGACGCAGAAGAGGACAGCGAACAGUCAGAGAUGAAGGCUGUGCGGAAUCAGCUGAGUGAUGCUGCUGUGCAGCCUUUAUCAGAGCAACAGGAGGAAGAUGAUGAAGAGGAAGAGGAGGAUGAAGAUGAAGAUGAAGAGUGGGCAUGGCAUUCAGGGGAUCUGACUAAAAGAUACAACAGGACGAGUCUCAACUGUCAGUCCAACAGACAAAAUCUGUCCAAUAAGAGCCUGCCGUCCACUCCGUCCGAUAAAGCUCUGAGGAAGUAUGAACACAAGAUCAACCUGGACAAACUGAAUUAUGCUGACUCAGUGAUCAAUAAGGUGACGACGAUGCAGAAACAGAGAGAAGCUGACACGUACAGAGUGAAGGACAAAUCAGAUCGGGCCACAGUGGAACAGGUUUUAGAUCCUCGAACUCGAAUGAUUCUCUUCAAGAUGUUGAGUCGAGGAGUCAUCUGUGAAAUCAACGGCUGUAUCAGUACAGGCAAGGAGGCAAAUGUUUAUCAUGCCAGCACCUCCACAGGAGACAGCAGAGCUAUUAAGAUCUACAAGACGUCCAUACUGCUGUUCAAAGAUCGAGACAAAUAUGUCAGCGGAGAGUUCAGGUUCCGUCAUGGUUACUGUAAAGGAAACCCCAGGAAGAUGGUGAGAACCUGGGCAGAAAAGGAGAUGAGGAACCUCAUCAGGUUACAGACUGCAGGAAUCCCAAGUCCAGAACCUCUUUUGCUCAGAAGUCACGUUCUACUGAUGAGCUUUAUCGGAAAAGAUAACAUGCCGGCUCCUCUGCUGAAGAACGCGUUGUUGUCAGAGUCGAAGGCUCGUGAACUCUACCUGCAGGUUCUACAGAACAUGAGAAAGAUGUUCCAGGAGGCUCGGCUUGUACAUGCUGACCUCAGCGAGUUCAACAUGUUGUAUCACAACGGAGAUGCUUAUAUCAUCGACGUAUCGCAGUCGGUGGAACACGAUCAUCCUCACGCUCUGGAGUUCCUAAGGAAGGACUGCAGCAAUGUCAACGAGUUCUUUGUGAAACAUGGCGUGGCAGUGAUGACAGUCAGAGAGCUUUUUGACUUCAUCACCGAUCCAUCGAUCAACUGCCACAACAUCGACCAAUACCUGGAGAAGGUGAUGGUGAUUGCAGCCGAGCGGACGUCGGAGCAGCGAUCAGAUCAGGACCGAGUGGACGAGGAGGUGUUUAUGAAGGCUUACAUCCCUCGCACUCUGACGGAGGUGAGUCACUAUGAGCGAGAUGUUGACCUGAUGAAGACGAAGGAGGAGGAGUCAGCCAUCAGUGGACACCAAGACAACGUUUUGUAUCAGACGCUGACGGGGCUGAAGAAGGAUCUGUCUGGAGUUCAAACGGUUCCUGCUCUGCUGGAGGACGACCAGUCUUCCUCUUCAGAUGAGGACGAAGAAGAGGAUGAGGAUGAGGACGAGGACGAGAAGAAGCCGAGUGAGGAGGGCUCCAUCGACAGAAAGGAGAAGAAGAAGAUGGCGAAGGAAGCUCAGCGAGAAAAAAGAAAAAACAAAGUACCGAAACAUGUGAAGAAGAGGAAAGAGAAAGUGUCCAAGAUGAAGAAAGGAAGAUGAUGACUUCCUGUUUGUCGCCGUGGACUCCUUCUGUAAAUAUGAAGAGACAUGAACAAAGGCACCACCCUCACUCUGUCUCAGCCAAUCACAGCUGUCCUGCUUUGAGCAUCAAAGUUCAAUUUGUACAAGAAAAUCAACAUUCAAAGUUGGUGGAUUAAGUUUUUUCUGGAGCUCAAACACCACAAGAUUGAAAACCUGCAAUAAAGAUGGAAAUGUGAUCAAACAGGACACCUGCAGUCAGACUGAAUGUGACGCCGUCACCUGUACACCUGACACUGUUGCCUGUACAUGUGAUGACGUUACCUGUACAUGUGAUGACGUUACCUGUACAUGUGAUGACGUUACCUGUACAUGUGAUGACGUUACCUGUACAUGUGAUGACGUUACCUGUACAUGUGAUGACGUUACCUGUACAGAUGUGCAGCUCAUUCACUGAUUUCACUUACAUCAGAUGAAAACAUCCCAAACAAAUCACGGUUUUAAUAAAACAUUUUUUUGGAUAGGUUUUGA
Messenger RNA from Acanthopagrus latus (yellowfin seabream), 2294 nucleotides. RefSeq names its product RIO kinase 1 (yeast) (gene riok1). The transcript is spliced from 17 exons. Gene Ontology annotation, cellular component: cytosol; preribosome, small subunit precursor. The record is from RefSeq and is a predicted model, not a curated record. Gene Ontology annotation, biological process: maturation of SSU-rRNA. NCBI's taxonomy places the organism in Eukaryota, Metazoa, Chordata, Actinopteri, Spariformes, Sparidae. The coding region runs from base 162 to 1784 and encodes 540 amino acids. Gene Ontology annotation, molecular function: protein serine/threonine kinase activity; ATP binding.